AUGGCGGCGGCGGCAGCAGCAGCAGCGGCAGUGAAAAAAUCCUGGCUUGAAAGAGCGGAAUUGUCUGCUGGGAAGCUGCUUUUCUAUUUCAUCUUUUGGGGAGGCCACCUGGCCGUAUUUGCUGGUGGAUGGUACUGGCAGGUUGUCAACGUUCAACUGGCCGCCUUGAAUGUGCUCGAAUCAGAUUGGCUACCGCUCGAUGAGUCGGCCUGGUUUCAUCGACAGGUAGCAUACGCCAUUCUAGUAUUUGUGCUAUUGCACACAGGCGCUCACUACGUGAACUUUUACAAUAUUGAAAAGCAGCAUAUCCGUCCCGUUUUGGGCGUACAAAUUCACUACACUGAGGCAGCUGGUAUCACCGGCCAUGUCAUGCUUUUAUGCAUGAUGCUGAUGGAAUCCAUUCUGGGGCAUUGUUUUGGCUAUGAAGGAUGGCGAUGGGAGCUUGUGGCAGCCACACUGUAUCUUUUCGAGCGCCUUUACCGCGAGGUACGAUCGAGGCGAGAGACCGAGAUCACCAAGGUGAUACGUCAUCCCUAUGAUGCUAUGGAGAUUCAAUUCCGCAAGCCAAGUAUGAAGUAUAAGCCUGGCCAGUGGCUUUUUCUUCAAGUGCCGGAUGUCUCCAAUCAUCAAUGGCACCCGUUCACAAUCACCUCCUGUCCCUUCGAUCCGUACAUCAGCGUACACGUGCGUCAGGUCGGUGACUUCACUCGCGCUCUUGGAGACGCACUCGGAUGUGGUCCUGCACAGGCGAAGGAUCUCGAAGGCCUCGAUCCCCUGGGCAUGUACGAGGUGGCACUGCAGAACGGACAGAUGAUGCCCAAAAUCCGGAUCGAUGGACCCUAUGGUGCACCGGCAGAAGAUGUAUUCGAAAACGAAAUCGCCGUCCUGAUAGGUACGGGUAUCGGUGUCACCCCCUGGGCUUCAAUCCUGAAGAAUAUAUGGCAUCUCCGCUCCAGCCCCAACCCCCCUCGCCGCCUGCGGCGUGUCGAAUUCAUCUGGAUCUGCAAGGACACCUCGUCCUUUGAAUGGUUUCAGGCUCUCUUAUCGUCUUUGGAAUCCCAAUCCGCCAACGCAGCCGCCUAUGAAGGCAGCGUGGAGUUCUUGCGCAUCCAUACUUAUCUCACCCAGCGCCUCGACGAGGACACGGCGGCCAACAUUUACCUCAAUUCGGUGGGUCAAGCCCUCGAUCCUCUCACCGAAUUGAAGUCACAAACCAACUUUGGCCGACCGGACUUCAAGCGGCUCUUCACAGCCAUGCGUGUUGGUCUACUCAAUCAGACCUAUAUUCAAGGCCUGCAGACAGCGUCAGCGACAGAGGUUGGUGUGUACUUCUGUGGACCGAAUGCGGCAGCUCGCCAGAUCAACGAGGCGGCCAAGAACGCAUCGAGCAAGGAAGUACGGUUCAAGUUCUGGAAAGAGCACUUUUGA
Penicillium oxalicum is the source of this 1428-nucleotide messenger RNA. Its product is annotated as putative NADPH oxidase (NoxA). Bases 1 to 1428 code for a protein of 475 amino acids. The transcript has 6 exons. The record is from RefSeq and is a predicted model, not a curated record. Lineage: Eukaryota; Fungi; Ascomycota; Eurotiomycetes; Eurotiales; Aspergillaceae. Gene Ontology annotation, cellular component: plasma membrane; NADPH oxidase complex. Gene Ontology annotation, molecular function: superoxide-generating NAD(P)H oxidase activity. Gene Ontology annotation, biological process: superoxide anion generation; defense response.